UUUUUCUUUAUUGAGCAAGAGAAAGGAGGCCUCUAAGAAUCUGACUGCAUAAAACUAGAGCUGCCUUUUGAAAGGGUUCAUGACAAGGCAGAGGCUGAGGCUGCCAACAAGAGAAAACAAUGGCUGAAGAAAAUGACAGUUUUGUGAAACAAAUGAAUAAGAUAUUUGAUGAGAAUAAAGAAAACAAGAACAAAGAGCUUUUUUUUACUUUCAAAGGAGUUUUGUAUCCUAACCGCCUUUGUAGUGCAGAAACUUUUGAAGCACUGGAAACUUUUGAAGCAAGAAAGGAUGAUAUGCUGAUAAUUGCUUAUCCCAAAUGUGGUACCAACUGGGUAUUUCAAAUUCUAAGGGAAAUGGUAGUUGCAAUUUCAAGUAAUAAGGAGUUACCACUACAAAGACCCCUUUUAAUGCUUGAAUUUGGAGGCCCAGAAAAAUUUCUGAAAAUGAAAGAACAACAAUCUCCCCGUUAUUAUAUAACUCAUCUCCACUACGAUAACAUUCCAAAAUCCUUUCUGGAGAACAAAGUGAAGAUGCUGGUGGUAUUUCGAAAUCCUAAAGAUGCAGCUACAUCCUAUUAUCAUUUUUACAACAAAAAUCCUUUGCUCCCUAAUGCCAGUUCCUGGGAUGACUUCUUUCAAAAGUUUAUGAGUGGUGAAGUUGCGUGGAAAUCCUACUUUGAACAUGCUCUUGCUUGGGACAAACAUAUGGAUGAAGAAAAUGUAAUGAUAAUCACCUAUGAAGAACUGAAAGAAGACCUUCUGGAAGGAGUCAAACGAAUUGCUGACUUUUAUGAACUCCCUCUGUCUGAUGAGAUGAUUAAGUCUGUUGCAGAUAAGACUACCUUUCAAGCAAUGAGCAGCAAAUCUCCAGAAGUUCUUGGUCACUUUGCUUCUGUUAUUUUCAGAAAAGGUGAAGUGGGCGAUUGGAGAACUUUGUUCACUGAAGCUCAGAGCAAAGAAAUGGAUGCAAAAUUUGAAGCAUGUUUAGCUGGGACUAAACUGGGUGCAAAACUAAAAUAUGACAAAUAUUGCAAAUUUUAAGAUUUGUACUUUUGGAAUAAAGACAUAGCUUUUCUAAACAAGAAAUUAAAUUAAUAAACUAAUAAAAAUAAUAUAUAUUUCAA
This is a messenger RNA of Pantherophis guttatus, 1123 nucleotides long. RefSeq names its product sulfotransferase 6B1-like. The record is from RefSeq and is a predicted model, not a curated record. Gene Ontology annotation, molecular function: sulfotransferase activity. NCBI's taxonomy places the organism in Eukaryota, Metazoa, Chordata, Lepidosauria, Squamata, Colubridae.